AUGAGCCUCAACGGGUCCCCAGAGGAGAAUCCUGAGGGAGAUGCAGGGAGAACAGGGCGGAAGCCCACAGUGAGAGAUGCUUUCAAAGACAUUUCCAUAUACUUCUCCAAGGAAGAAUGGGUGGAGAUGGGAAAAUGAGAGAAAAUUUGCUAUAGGAAUGUGAAAAGGGACUAUAAUGAGCUGAUUAACAAAGGUCGCAGAGCCCCUCGACCAGCUUUCAUGUGUCACCGAAGGCAGGCCAAACUCCAUGUGGAUGACCCUGAGGAUUCCGAUGAAGAAUGGACACCAGGCAGAAAGCAAGUCAAACCUCAUCGGGUGGCCUGCAGAGUGGAAAAGAGUAAACACCAGACGGGAAUGUCCAGGGCACCAUUAAGUAAUGAAUCUAGAUUGAAGAAAUUGUCAGCAACAACAGUUUCACUAAACGCAAGUGACUCAGAGAAGGCCCAGAAACGAGUGUCCCCUCCUGCAGAAGCAAGUACCUCUGGACAGUGUUCUAGAGAAAAAAUGGAACUCAGGAGAGAGGAAAUUGAAUUGAAGACGUAUAGCCUGCGAGAAAGAAAAGGUCGUUCAUACAAAGAGGUCAAAGAGCCUCAGGAUGAUGACUACCUGUAUUGUGAGCAAUGCCAGAACAUCUUCAUCGACAGCUGUCUGGCUCAUGGACCCCCUACAUUUGUAAAAGACAAUGCAGUAGCCAAGGGGCAUCCCAACUGCUCAGCCCUCACUUUGCCCCCUGGGCUGAGAAUUGGGCCAUCGGGCAUCCCUGAUGCCGGGCUUCGAGUAUGGAAUGAGGCAUCUGAUUUGCCAUUGGGUCUGCACUUCAGCCCCUAUGAGGGCCGGAUCACAGAAGAUGAAGAGGUAGCCAACAGUGGCUACUCCUGGCAGAUCACCAAGGGGAGAAACUGCUAUGAGUAUGUGGAUGGAAAGGACAAAUCUCGGGCCAACUGGAUGAGGUAUGUGAACUGUGCCCGGGAUGAUGAGGAGCAGAAGCUGGUGGCCUUUCAACAACACAGGAAGAUCUUCUAUCGAACCUGCCAGGUUAUCAGGCCAGGUGAACUGCUGGCCUGGUACGGGGACGAAUAUGGCCAGAAGCUGGGUAUCAAGCAGGGGAGCAAGUGGAAGAAAGAGCUAACGGCAGGGAGAGGUGGGCACCACUAUUAUCCUAUAAAAAGGACAGAAAAGGAAGAAUUCUCCUUGGGAAUUUUCAUGCUGUCACUCUGCGGCACCUACACAUGCACCCCACCCCCAGGCUGUCCUCUGAUCCGAGCGGUGGCUGGUGUGCUGGGUGGCGCCGGCAGAGAGCGGGGCAUUGGACGGAGGGAGCGGUGCGGCCGCUGGGCCCCGCCCGGCGAGCAAGUGGCCCGGGGCGCGCGGCCGUGCCCGGGCGCUGGGAGGCUCACGGCGGCCCUCGUGCAGCCUCUGGCAGAGCUUGGCCCCGGGCGGGGCCCCGGUUGCCCCUGUCGCUCCUCGGCUCCCUCCCCGUCCUGA
Galeopterus variegatus (Sunda flying lemur) is the source of this 1485-nucleotide messenger RNA. Its product is annotated as probable histone-lysine N-methyltransferase PRDM7. Gene Ontology annotation, biological process: positive regulation of reciprocal meiotic recombination; regulation of DNA-templated transcription. NCBI's taxonomy places the organism in Eukaryota, Metazoa, Chordata, Mammalia, Dermoptera, Cynocephalidae. The record is from RefSeq and is a predicted model, not a curated record. Gene Ontology annotation, molecular function: histone H3K4 methyltransferase activity; recombination hotspot binding; histone H3K36 methyltransferase activity. The transcript is spliced from 11 exons. Gene Ontology annotation, cellular component: nucleus.